This is a messenger RNA of Talpa occidentalis (Iberian mole), 5694 nucleotides long. RefSeq names its product LSM11, U7 small nuclear RNA associated (gene LSM11). Gene Ontology annotation, cellular component: U7 snRNP. Lineage: Eukaryota; Metazoa; Chordata; Mammalia; Eulipotyphla; Talpidae. Gene Ontology annotation, biological process: mRNA 3'-end processing by stem-loop binding and cleavage. The transcript is spliced from 4 exons. The record is from RefSeq and is a predicted model, not a curated record. Gene Ontology annotation, molecular function: U7 snRNA binding. Bases 46 to 1125 code for a protein of 359 amino acids.
CUCGGCUCCUCCUUCCCAUCGGCCUCGGCUGCGGGCCUUUCAAACAUGGAGGAGCGGGAGAGGGGGGCGAGGCCGGCCGGCGCCGGGAGCCCCGCGCGCCCGCCCAGCCCGCGGCUGGACGUCAGCUCUGACAGCUUCGACCCGCUGCUGGCCCUGUACGCGCCGCGCCUGCCGCCCAUCCCCUACCCCAACGCGCCCUGCUUCAACAACCUGGCCGAGUACGAGGGCUUCCUCAGGACCGGGGUCCGGGGCGGCGCGCGCGGACGAGCGCGGGGCGCGGGCGCGGCCUCCCGGGGUCCCACCGCCGCUGCCGGCCCCUCGGGCCGCUCGCGCCGCCGCCCGGACGCGCCCGCCUCGGACCCGGAGCGCAUCCAGCGCCUCCGCCGCCUCAUGGUGGUCAAGGAGGAAGCGGACGGGGCGGCCGGGGCGCGCCGCCCAGGCCCGGGUCGGAGCAGAAAGGCGCCGCGCAACGUGCUCACGCGGAUGCCCCUGCAUGAAGGCAGCCCUCUAGGUGAGCUCCACCGCUGUAUCCGAGAGGGGGUGAAAGUGAAUGUCCACAUCCGCACUUUCAAGGGGCUGCGUGGCGUCUGCACAGGCUUCCUUGUGGCCUUCGACAAGUUCUGGAACAUGGCACUAACUGAUGUGGAUGAGACCUACCGAAAGCCGGUUCUGGGUAAAGCAUAUGAGCGGGAUUCUUCACUGACACUCACACGGCUCUUUGAUCGAUUAAAGCUUCAAGACUCCUCUAAGAAGGAAGCAGAUUCUAAGUCUGCAGUUGAAGACUCCACGCUGUCCAGAUACUCGCAGACAUCCACUUGGAAGGUGGCUUCAGUGUGGGGAAGAGGAGACACCGACCGGGAGUCCCGCAAGCGCUCCCGCUCUGUCCCAUCUUCCCUGCAGGCCUCUGCGAGGGAGGAGUCUAGGUCAGAGCUGUCGGGGAGGACGACACGGACAGAAGGGUCGAGUGCGGGAGGCACUUUUUCCAGGGCUACCACCCUCUCCAGGGGCCAAUCCCGUAAGAAAAAGCGAAAGCCCAAAGUGGAUUACCAGCAGGUAUUCACUCGACACAUAAAUCAGAUUUUCAUUCGAGGCGAGAAUGUCCUGCUAGUUCAUCUUGCACAGUGACCAGCUCAGUCUCAUUUGAGCUCUGGUUUUUAGAAAUAAAGUGCAUGAAUUGCUGCUCUGCUGUACCCUAGUCUCCCAGUGAAACUGAGUUGGAAUGAUUCCCUCUGGUCCUGCAUGUACAGAGGACAGAGCCAGGCUCGGGCCCUCUGGAGAUGGGUUCCCUGAAUCAGGGGAGACAGGUCUUGGGAGGGUGGGUAGGUGUUUGCUUUAAUGUCAAGGCAAAAGCUCUACAGAGACCUGCAUCUGGUCUGGUGCCAUGAGUGCUCGAGGUACUCAGACCAGAUGUAAGCUGUUGCACUUCAAGUAGUGUCAUGGUAUGAAUUGAAUUCGCACCAUAGACACUCUAGCAUGGAGGUGUAAACCACCUCAAAAAAUAAUGGCCUCAUUUGUAAAAGCAGGGCCCUGAUUCACAUGGCUCUUAUUCUAGGAGUAGCAGCAUGAAUUGCUCUGGAGCCCUGCACCCCACCUCAUAACUGACUCUGAAUGGUGGUUGACACCAUUGUCUCUUGAUGGAGAAAUGCCAUUUACUGUCUUUGAAUCACUAUAAGAUCUUAGAAGGUGACCAGUUGCGUAAGGGUGAAAUUUGGAUAGGUGGUCUACUCCAGCAGCAACAAAUGCUGUUUUUACCCCCUCCCUGUUACGGACAGGAAUGUGGGGACCCUUACAUGAGGCGCUUCUACCAACAGCAUACCAGAUGGGACUCUAAGAUACCCAUGUGGUGGUUUCUUGUCCUUCUCUCUACCUUCUGUGGCAUGGUGCUAGUGCAUGUAGCUGUGAUUUACCCUCCAUACAUAGUGUGACCUAUCCCGUGAGCUCUAAGGCAGGAGACUGUGACCUUCAUGUCUGGCUUGAAAGAGUCCUGCAUGGACUAAGUAAUGCCCAUGCGCCUUGCUGCUAGGAGGCCUCAUUCUGACAGGUAGGCCUGGGCCAUGUCUUUCAGAGUGGUUUUGCUGUGACAUGGGGUGGUAGUUUCCCUCCCUGUGUCAGGCCUAAGAGGUUCCCACAAUACACGGUGGGGACCCAGCCUCACUGGACUAGCAGGAGCCCCACCACAUCCUCUAAUUCUUUACUUGAAUCACAUGAGAUGCUUUUUCAGUCCCAGUGCAGAAGAGGCUGUCUCUUGACACAGACUGUUAGGUAGUAUUGACUUUUCAUUUUAUUCAUUUAUGUUUGGUUUUAUUUGAAUUAACUUAUAUUGAAAGUGAGGAUAAGAAAUAGCUAACUAGAUUAAAUGUUUGCAAAGAGAAGUUUCCUGUGCUAUAUUUAUUGUGUAAGUGAGAUGAGCUUUUAAGAAGCAGGGUGGAUGAAGUUUAAAGAACUAGGGUGCCUGGUCCUUUUGCCAGCUGGGCCACUGGCUUGUCCUACAAUGAAAGGAGAGCCAACUUAAUCCUCUGUGCCUCAGUUUCCCCUCAGACACCUACCUCACAGGGCCACUGAGACAAAGAAUUUUAGGAAGGUAUUUUAAAGUCUCGAAACAUGUUUAAGUGCCAUGAGUGAUGUUUCCUAAUUAUUUCCUACUUGGUAAGAAUUCUGUGUCUUAUGUGCAAGGCUGGUGCUACCUAGGAGGAGAUCGCCACAGUGCUCACAGAGCUGAUUUUGUGAUCAGGAGGCAGUGAUAGCUUCAAGAACGAUUUCCAUAGCCCAUGGAAGUUCUCAGAAGACUCUCAGUAAGAGGAGAGUAACAUUCCCUUGCUGUUCCCCCUACGCCCACCUCCCCCCACCCUGUUUUGGUCAUCGUCAGAAAGAAUUCCCUCAACUUUUAAAGGGGCUUUCUGUGAUGAUGCCAAAGGGAGUGUGCACAUCGAAGAAUGACACAUCCCCCAAGGGGAAUGAGUUUAAUGUUCUGUUUUAUUUGUUUUUAUGUUAAAAUACAUUCUUUAGGAACAGCUCCGAUGUACUAAACAUUCAAGAGGUUCCAGGUUACAAACUUGAAUUUUGGAAUCUGCCAGUGUAAAUUCUCUUCCAAAUUCUGUGUCUGAAAUCUCAGUUCCCCAGUUAAUAGUUGUCUUUUUCGAAUAUCAGGCACCCCUGCUCUACUUCUUUGUCAGUGUUUGGCUAUCCUAUCUACUGCCCUCUUGCCCCUCAGCUAGAAGCUGAAAUGGGUACUAGAUUUUCCCAGUAAAGUAGAAAUUUGGAAUCAAAAGGAAUAUAAUCUGUUCUAAUGUCUGAUUAAAUCAUCUGAUUUGUUUUCAUAUAAUUUAUUUUCAUAUAACUUUCUAUUUCCAUAUAGAGAUUGAUUUAUGAAUUUUCUGCCCAUCUUAACAGUUCUGACUCUGAUUUGAAAAUUAUGUGACUUAUGUGCCCAGAUGACCCAAUUUAUUUGUUUGGUCAGUGAUUCUGGAAUGAGUACCAUAUAGCAAAUGUGCUGUUUUGUAUAAAGAUGAUAGUUAUUUUUUAGAGAAGUAAUUUUUUUUAAUUCAUUGCCUUUUAUUAUUGAAAUUUUUCAAGAAAAAAAAAUAAGACCUCAUCAUGUAUAUGCUGCUAAAAUGUCAUCAACACAGAACCUUCUUUCCAUAGAGAAGGAAAAAGAAAAGGAAAGUAACAGAAUGUUAGAGUCCUGCAGGCUCCAACCCUCACCUGAGGGCUGGGGACGGGCAAGCCUCAGUGCUCUCCAGGAAUUUGGGCCCUGGGAAACUUAGUAGGAACAGUUCUUUUUGAACACACACCCUUGGUUCUUCAAAGUAAUCUGUAGUCAGGCACGUGAGCACAAGACAGUUGAUAGAGGUAUCUGUGCACUUGCUGUGGCCUUCUCAGCAGUAUCCAGUUCUGUUAGGUGAUGUCAAGGCAUCAAGAAUGGAAAGUAAGGUUUCACACCCAGAACUUUCUUUGUCCCAUAGAUGUGAUUCUGCUCUACCAUUAGGAGAAUUUGCACUUUAGGUUGUUGGUUCUAGUAUUUGGGAAGCAUUUAUGCUUCCUUUCUGGGACACUGUUAUGACAGAGGUAGGCCAUUUGUGAGAUGUUAGCCAGAGUUAGCAGUGCCCAAAGUGAGUGACUCUGACCAGCCAGUGCCUUGCUCUCUGUGUAUGGAUAUGUCAAGUCAGAAGGCUUAGUAAGCUUUAGCACUGAAGUGUAGGUGCAUAGAAAGCCUUGCUGGGUACCCUUAGUGGGUCAGCAGGGACUUUAUCCUCAUGGGGAGAUAGUGCAGCAACUCCUUAGAGAUUAUCCAGUCAUGAGCUAUGAACUGCUCUUAACCCUCAGAAACCUUAGAGAAACCCAGGUAUACCAUUCUACCCCUUUUGAAAGAAUAAGCAGAAACCUAACUUGGUGAAGAAUGGAUGUUUGUAUUUCUAUUUGUACUAUUCCUGUAGCAGCUGACCUGGGCAAAAUCCCAGAAUAGAAUUGGUUCUGUAAAUUGUUCUUUAAAUUUUAUCUUUAGGAAAAAAUAAAAAAUUCAAAGACAGCUAGCUGUCGCUGGUGCUGCCCCAAAGCCUCCCAGUCUUUGAUGCGUUGAAAAUGAGUGAAAGCAGUUGCCGUGGGGCAGUGAAGGCUUGCGUAAGACUACCGUGGCAUAGAAAGAAUGGUUUUGCAACCAUUUUAAUUUUUCUUUUCCCAUGCCAGAUAGAUGGUAGUUGACCCCUUUUCACUAGCUUCUCUUCAUCAGCCUCUGUUUUUCUAAGCAAUAACUUCCAAAAGGCUUUCCUUAGUGAUCAUAAAGCAAGAAAUUCUUCUUUGGCUGACAUGCCAAGCACGGGUGGCUGCCAUCACUUCCCAACAAUAGAAUUGAUGGAUUUCAGGUGAGCCUUUGGGACAUCUAUCAGGGUCCUGGGCCUCCUGUACUUAAGGUAUUUUUCAUGUAUUUGUAAGUUCUCUGCACCCCUCUAAGACAGGCGUUUGGAUGGCUUGGAGAUCUGGGGGAAAAGGCAGCACACCUGAGACUUUCUGUUGAUCUUUUAUUUAUUUAGAAUAAAAAGUAGUUUAAUAAGGUUUAAAAACACCCUCUCUCUGAACAUGUAGGAGCUGUCCCUCAGGAAAGCUCUAAAAGCUCUUCCCAGUACGGUGCAAUUGCUUUGAUUUUGUAGUCCUUUGGAGCAAAUGUCUGAUGUUAUAUCUGAUACUUUCUAGAGCUGUGGAGAAAAAAUGUCUAAACAGUUUUAAGGGGAAUUAUUUAAUCUGUGAUUAUCUGGCUGUUUUUUUUGGUUUUUGUUUUUGUGAUUUAGCUUGCAGGGCAGCCGUCCAGUUCUUUUCCUGUUGUCCUAUAGUAAAGCAGAGAGUGAGCCAUGUCUUGAAAAGUACUUUCUGGUUUCAUACUGACAUCAACAUUUUGCUUGGCAGUUAUGGGGAAACCUCUCUGCACUGUGACUUGUUGCUGAGUUGUGGCCAAGGCUAAACUUGGGUGACUGUGUCUUUAUAGUUUCACUAUUCAUGUACCAGCUGCUAAGAGAAAAAACAUGACUUGUAAUCUUGUCUUGAAAUUACUCCUGAUUGUUAAGUCCGCCCAAAGCCUUCCCAUUCGGGGAGGAUCGCUGCUAGUGGUGUCUGUUUGCAGUGUUCUGCUUUGGAUAUGUGUCGUGGAGGAGUCUGGAAACUGUAAUAAAUAUGAUCGCAUUAAUGUAUUGACUGCUUUGUCUC